AUGUGCAUGUUGAUGCUUUUUAAUGUGGAUGAUUUGGGUUACUUUGGAGACCGUGUGAAUGACGUUCGUGAAGCUACAGGAAACACUUCAUCAAAUAUAUACAACGAUUGGAAUGAAGUUUGUCUUUAUGUAUACAAGGAUUGGAAAAAUAUCGAAACUAUAUGUCACAAAGUAACCGAACACCUUGAUGCAAUUUCUAAAAUACAGCAAACCAAUGAGUCCGUUGUCAAGUUUGAUAUGCCAGCAAUUUUGAAAAUGCCAAAGGAAAUCCAACAUCUUGUUAAACUACUAGAGGAAUUUUUUUAUUAUAGUGACCCUUCUAGCAAGUAUGGACUCAACAACAGCAGAGUUGUUAUCACAAGAUUAAUAGAUGAUUUUAACAAUAUAGCUGCUCCUCAUUAUGGAAAGAGUAAAUCGAAGUCCAGUAUUGCUACUAAAAGAUCUGAGGACAGAGAACUUGUAAUUGCUAUACGUAUUAUAACACUAUAUGCUUUGGGCUUUACUCUUGGGUUAAUGAUGGCUGAAACUAGAACUAUUAGAAAAUACACAGCUGUAUUUACGUGUCUUUUAGUAGACUAUUUUCUGAUUCGUCAAGACAACUACGAUAAGCAGCAAGUUUUAAAAAAGCUUAAUGCGCCACGGGAGAGAAUUAGCCCAAUGACUAAACACAAAAAUAUUUUAGCAGAAAGAACAUUUGACUUUGUUGAUGAAUCAAAAGAGCUUAUCAGGGAUGUCGAUAUUCUCAUUGGAGAUCUGCACGUGGGAGUGUUCUAUUAUCCAUUACCAAGUGUUGGGUUGCAUUACUUAACUACUAUGCUACAAAGAGUAUAUAAACGAAUGCAGUCUAUGGCAAACUCAAACAAGAAUGCUGCAAGAACCCUUCUUUUAGACAGCGAUCCUUCUAAAAAGUUUAUGGCAUUGUAA
This is a messenger RNA of Mucor mucedo, 924 nucleotides long. RefSeq lists its product as uncharacterized. The coding region runs from base 1 to 924 and encodes 307 amino acids. The transcript has a single exon. NCBI's taxonomy places the organism in Eukaryota, Fungi, Mucoromycota, Mucoromycetes, Mucorales, Mucoraceae. The record is from RefSeq and is a predicted model, not a curated record.